CUUCGCUAUUUAUUCUACGGUAGAGUAUCGGGGUUGGGUUUGUCUGACGCAGAUCACCUCUCUCCGGUCAUUUUACAAGGAGUCUUCAAGGAUUUCGCAACAAUAUGUCGAAAGAUGUCCCACGCGAGCCAGAGCAGCUCCGCAAGCUCUUCAUCGGAGGUCUGAGCUUCGAGACUACAGAUGAAAGUCUGCGGGCUCAUUUUGAACAAUGGGGGAGUCUUACAGAUUGUGUGGUCAUGAGGGACCCCAACACAAAGAGGUCCAGGGGUUUUGGUUUCGUAACAUACUCAUCAGUAGACGAGGUCGAUGCUGCCAUGACUGCCCGCCCCCACAAAGUUGAUGGCAGAGUUGUUGAACCUAAACGAGCAGUUUCCAGAGAGGACUCGAACAGGCCAGGUGCCCACGUGACAGUGAAGAAGAUAUUCGUCGGAGGCAUCAAGGAAGAUACAGAGGAGUCCCACCUGCGAGACUAUUUCCAGCAGUUUGGCAAAAUUGAAGUUAUUGAUAUCAUGACUGAUCGUAGCACUGGCAAAAAGAGGGGCUUUGCCUUUGUGACCUUUGAUGACCACGAUUCUGUCGACAGGAUUGUCAUCCAGAAAUAUCACACAAUCAACUCCCACAACUGUGAAGUGAGGAAGGCCUUAACGCGCCAAGAAAUGCAGACCGCAGGAAUGGGUCGCAACGGUGGUGGUGGUGGCGGUGGUGGAAGGCCAUACGACUUUGGAGACAGGGGCUUCAAUCAGGGUGGAAGGGGAAGAUAUGGAGAUGGUCCUUACAAUUGUAAUGGAGGGGAUGGUGGCUAUGGAGGUGGACAUGGGGGGCCUGGUGGAUAUAAUAAUGGUGGCAACCGGGGGUAUAACCAAGGCUACAACCAGGGUGGUGGUGGCGGCGGCGGUGGAGGAGGUGGUGGAUAUGGAGGAAACGGCGGAAAUGGUUAUGACAACAAUGGCUAUGGUAAGUGUCAAAGCUUCCUUUAACCUUAAGAAUUCUGUGCCACAGAUUCCCCCCCUAAUUUUCUCACUCCACUCGUAGGGAACUGUGGAGGUGGUGGUGGCGGCGGCGGUGGCGGAGGGAACAGCUAUAAUAACAUGGGCCACUACGACUCGCAGGCCUCCAGCUUCGGCCCAAUGAAGACCUUCGGCGGCAGCAGCGGCGGCGGCAGGAACUUCGGUGGCUAUAGCGGUAACUCUGGCGGUGGAUAUAACCGACGUGGACAGUUUUAAAAUGUGAAGUGGACUAUGUACUUAGGAGAGGAGAGCGAGGAGAGCAGGCGAAUGACAGGGCAGCUGCAGGUUUCCUCCUAAAUCUGCUCAGCCAAACAGUUGUGGCAGGUUACUGCUGCUGCAAGAAGAGAUGUACAAUAGCUUAAUCAUGGAGGGUCUUCAUUUAAACGUUUUGUGUUUUUUCAUCAAAUGUGUUACUGGAAAGCAAGCAUUCCAAUAAGGUUUUAUGUAGAUUUUUUUUUUCAUUGAGUCUGGUUUUUAUUUGUAACUGCAACCAAUCAAGCUGAAAUAAAACAUCUUUCAGUUUUUUUAAAAA
Labrus mixtus (cuckoo wrasse) is the source of this 1539-nucleotide messenger RNA. It is a transcript of the gene hnrnpa1b, whose product is annotated as heterogeneous nuclear ribonucleoprotein A1b. The transcript has 10 exons. NCBI's taxonomy places the organism in Eukaryota, Metazoa, Chordata, Actinopteri, Labriformes, Labridae. Gene Ontology annotation, molecular function: RNA binding. The record is from RefSeq and is a predicted model, not a curated record.